Molecule: messenger RNA, 3606 nt
Organism: Plasmodium gaboni
Lineage: Eukaryota; Apicomplexa; Aconoidasida; Haemosporida; Plasmodiidae
Exons: 2
Coding region: 1-3606 (1201 amino acids)
Biological process (GO): N-terminal peptidyl-methionine acetylation
Cellular component (GO): NatC complex
Source: RefSeq, a predicted model, not a curated record
AUGAUAAACAGUGGAGAAAAGGAAUAUAUAAGCAUCUCAGAUUUUUUAUAUAUGAAUGUAGAAGAUCUGAAGGAUGAUGAAGAAAUAAAACAAAAAGAUUUUUCUUAUAGAAAAUACGUGUGCUCACUAGAAUUAGGCGACAAGAAAUUAGAUUGUGGUAUCCACCCAGAAAAAAGGUUAUCAAUAAUUGAUUGUGAAGAAAGGAAAUAUAUAAAUGAUGAAUUGUCAUAUGAUGAUAUAAUUUUUAUUAUAGAUCAUUUAUUAUUAAACUUAGUAAAAUUACUUAAAGGAAAUCAUCCUUUUUUAACUGUGCUAAGUUGUUAUUAUUUACAUGAUUCAAGAGUUAUUAAUUGUAAAGACAAUGGUUAUUUUUUAGAAGAGGUAUUUAUGAAAUGGCUAGCUGCCUUUUCUUAUGAUAAAAUAUAUAUGGAUAUUUUUAAAAAUGAUAAUAAAGAAUUUAUAAAAUAUAUUGAAACAAGGGAUGAUCCAAAAAAAUUUCUUAAUGAAAAUAAAGUUGUAAAUAAUAAAAAAGAUUAUUGCAAUAAGGACAAUAAUAUGGAGGAAGAUGAAGAAACUAAAAACAAUGAUAGAAUUAAUGUAAAUUAUAAAAAUAAUAAUAUAAAUAAUAAUAAUAUAUGUCAGGAUAAUAUAUAUAUAAAUAUUGAUGACGAAGAUUAUGUAGAAAAUAAAAUGUUUUUAUUCUUUCAAUUAUUUUUAAUCUUUUAUUCAUCUUCAUCUGAACUAAUCGAUUAUGUUAUAACCGGAAAUAAUUUUGUUCAUAGAGAUGAUUACAAAUGUGGUUUAGUAACUCUAAAUGACUCCUUAUUAUAUCAUUGUAGAAAUAGAAGAGGAUAUAUUUUAAAAAAUUUAUUUAUAAUAAAAAGAUGUUUUACAAAAUUUUUUACUCAAUAUGAAGAAAAUAAAAAGAAAAAUAAAGAUAUUAUUUUCAUUUUAAAAAGAAUAAAAUUUAUUAUAUAUUUCACCUCUCUUCUAAAUCAACUAAUAUUUGAUAUGUGUGAAUGUAAUAAAGAAUCUAUAAAAGAAAAUUGUAAACAAAUAUUAAAUUGUAUAAAUAGUAUAGAUAAUGAUAUAAAUAAUAAUAUAAAUGACAAAGGUGGUGUAAAAAAUAAAAUGUUCAAAAUAAUACAAGAUGAACAAGAAAAAAAAAAAAAAAAAAAAAAAUUAUAUUUCAAUAAAUAUUUUUUAAUGUAUAAAAUGACAUAUGUUAGUAAACAUGUAACAAAGCUAACUAUAUCUGAAGGAUAUUUAUUUUAUAAAAAUUUUGUAACUGAUAUUCAAUAUAUUGGUGAAUAUAUUAAAUUAAUUAAUAUGAAAUCAUCAUUUUUUGAUAUAAAAAAUAUUUUACAUUAUUUAAAAUUUUAUUCUAAAAGUUGUAAUAUAUUAACUAAAUGCAUAUCCAAAUGUUGUCUUACUCAAAUAAUAGAAAGGGGCAAAAAUGAAUUUGCUAAAUUUCAAAAAGAAUAUAUAUUAAAAGAACAAAGUAAAAUAUCACAAUACUUAAAUGAUAAUAAACAAAGUAUACAAAAUGGAAGAAAUAACCCUUGUCAUAUUAUAGCAAACAAAUUUAAUACUACUCAAAACGACAAAAGAGAAGAUUUAGAAAAUGAUCAAAAAAAUAAUAUAUAUCAUGAUAUGGAUAUAUGUAAAAGUGAUGAUCACACACAAACAAAUAUAAACGAUAACAAGAAUAAAGAAUUAAAAUGUUUUGUAAGUUCUUUUGAAAGUGAAUUAAAAGAUUAUUAUUCUAUUUUUUUUGAUUUAUAUCAAAAUGAAGAUGCACAAAAUAUCGAUUCUAAUAUGUUAAACAAAAACUUAUUAGAUAACGUUAAAGAUAAUAUAUUUGUUAAUAUGUUUUUGUUUCUAUUUUAUAAUGAAUCCUUUAUAAUAAUAGAAGAGUUACUUAAAGAAAAUGAACAAUUCUAUGUAAAAAAUAUUAUAUUUAACGAUUUAAUAUAUUUCGGAUUUCCUCCUAAUUUGUUAAUGUUAUUUAAUAAUUUUGCUUAUACACCUGAUACGUUAUUUUAUUUGAUAGAAAAUGAAUUUAAAAUAGAUACAGGAUAUAAUUAUGAUAACAAUAUGGAACAUAAUGAUAUACUCAAAAAUAUUUUUUGUGAAAAAGAAAUGAAUAAAUUCGUUCGAUUAUUACGCUUAAAUUUUGGAUAUCUAGUAAAUUACAUGGAAAAAGAAAGUUCAAUUGUAGAAAUAUUCGACGAGCUACAAAACUUUAUAAAUAAAUAUGAUAUAAUUAAUUGGGAGCAAAUAAAUGAAAAUAUAAACGAGAACCAAUUAAAUAUACAAAUCAGUAAAGACCAAUUAAAAGGACAUCUUAUAAAUAAAGAUAAAUUAAGUGAUUACGAUAAUAAUUACAAUAGAUUAAGUUUUAAUAAUCAUAUAAAUAAUAAUACAAUUUUGUCUAGCCCAUUUUCUUACCGAACGGUUUUUAAGAAUGAAGAUGAAUAUAAAAAAUUUGUUAAUAUUACACGAAAAAGAAUGAAAUUUAUAAUACUUUGUAAAGUAUUUAAUUUAUUUUCUCAGUAUCUUGAAAUAGUUAUUAAAAAGAUUUUUAAAUAUUCCUUUUUAUUGCCUGAAAGGGAAUAUUCCAAAUUGUCAAAUUUUCAUGUUGAUAUGCGUAUUUUAUAUACCUUGAUGAAAAUAUUAACAUAUAACUUUAAAAUGUAUAAUAUGGACAAAGAAAUUGAAAGUAUAGAAAAUUAUUAUACUAGUAUAUUACAAACGAUAUUAAUAGAUUAUAAUUGUUUAGGUUUAUAUAUAAAUUUAUUAUCAGAUCAAGAAUAUUCUUUUACAUAUUAUGUCUUGUCUAUUUGUUAUAAAGAAUUAUCUUAUAUAUUACAACAUGGUUAUAAUAAUAUAAAUAAUACAGAAGAUAUAAAUAAAAAUAAAUAUUCUUUAUAUUAUUUUAUAUUAUAUUUAUACUCAGAUUUUCUUAUGACAUAUUUUAUUUAUCUUUCUUAUACGAAUAAGGAUUCAAAUAAAUUAGAAGAAGAUUCUUUUUAUUUGAAACAUAAAGCAUGGGGUUUUAGUUAUCCAGAUUAUUGUAAAAUGGAUUUAUAUAGUUUUCAAAUGAAUAAAUCUUUGCUUAUAUCACUUUUUCUUACAAAAUAUUUAAAAAUUAAUAUGUCCCGUUCAUCUUCUUUAUCUCAUAAUAAUAAUGAUAAUAUUCAUAUAGGCCUUAAAAAAAAAAUUAAAAAUAUAAAUGAAAUAAAAGAAAGUUAUCAAAAUUAUAAAAUACUUGUCAAUAAGUAUUCAAAUUUAAUUAUUAGUAAAAAUUCCGUACCUUACAAAAUUCGUCUAUUCGAAAAAUCGGAUAAUAAUUUUGAUAUGCAAAAUUAUUUUAAACAAUACAUAAAUGAAAUUGAUAAAUACUUAAAAAUUAUAAAACAUAAAUAUGACACCUACUCAUUUAUUAACGUAUAUAUAAAUGCAUUGAAAGUAAAUAUAAAUUCCUCUUACAAAAAAAUACCUCCAUUUUGUUUUGAAAAUAUUUCUAUCUUUUUAAACCCGGACUAUGAGGUCGUAAGGAAUCAUCCUUUCUUUUUAAGUUUGCAAGAAAAAAUUAAAAAAUGA